Epinephelus fuscoguttatus (brown-marbled grouper) is the source of this 4648-nucleotide messenger RNA. It is a transcript of the gene ppp2r5ca, whose product is annotated as protein phosphatase 2, regulatory subunit B', gamma a. The record is from RefSeq and is a predicted model, not a curated record. Gene Ontology annotation, biological process: protein dephosphorylation; signal transduction. The coding region runs from base 90 to 1667 and encodes 525 amino acids. Gene Ontology annotation, cellular component: cytosol; nucleus; protein phosphatase type 2A complex. NCBI's taxonomy places the organism in Eukaryota, Metazoa, Chordata, Actinopteri, Perciformes, Serranidae. Gene Ontology annotation, molecular function: protein phosphatase activator activity. The transcript has 14 exons.
CAGAGAGCUUCAUUUUCUGAUCUGCUUUUGUGCUAAAAUGGAGGCUGGCCUCUCGCCCUGAGUGGAUCGCCUUCCUGGUUGAGGUUUAGAUGUUGACAUGCAAUAAAUCUGGAGACAGGAUGGUUGUGGAUGCACCUAACUCCAAUGGGCCCUUUCAGCCGGUGGCUCUUAUGCACUUCAGAGAUGUGGCCCCCGCAGAGCAGGAGAAGCUCUUCAUCCAGAAGCUACGGCAGUGCUGUGUUCUUUUCGACUUCCUGUCCGACCCGCUGAGCGACCUGAAAUGGAAGGAAGUGAAGCGGGCGGCGCUGAGCGAAAUGGUGGAGUACAUCACCCACAACCGGAAUGUCAUCACAGAGCCCAUCUACCCGGAGGUGGUGCACAUGUUUGCGGUGAAUAUGUUCAGAACAUUGCCUCCAUCGUCCAACCCCACUGGAGCAGAGUUUGAUCCAGAAGAGGACGAGCCAACACUUGAAGCUGCAUGGCCACACCUCCAGCUCGUCUAUGAAUUUUUCCUUAGGUUUUUAGAAUCGCCUGACUUUCAGCCUAACAUAGCAAAGAAAUACAUCGACCAGAAAUUUGUUAUGCAGCUCCUAGAAUUAUUUGACAGUGAGGAUCCCAGAGAGAGAGACUUCCUCAAAACUACCCUCCACAGGAUUUAUGGAAAGUUCCUGGGGCUGAGAGCGUACAUCAGAAAACAGAUCAAUAACAUUUUCUAUAGGUUUAUCUAUGAGACAGAGCACCAUAAUGGUAUAGCUGAACUACUGGAAAUACUUGGAAGCAUAAUCAAUGGAUUUGCCUUACCACUAAAAGAAGAGCACAAGAUUUUCCUGUUGAAGGUUUUAUUGCCUCUGCACAAAGUCAAAUCACUCAGUGUCUACCAUCCACAGCUGGCCUACUGCGUGGUGCAGUUUUUGGAAAAGGACAGCACUCUAACUGAGCCGGUGGUAAUGGCUCUACUAAAGUACUGGCCAAAGACUCACAGUCCCAAGGAAGUGAUGUUCCUCAACGAGCUGGAGGAGAUCCUGGACGUCAUCGAGCCGUCCGAGUUCGUCAAAGUGCAGGAGCCUCUCUUCAGACAGCUGGCCAAGUGUGUGUCCAGCCCGCACUUCCAGGUGGCGGAGAGAGCUCUGUACUACUGGAACAACGAGUACAUCAUGAGUCUGAUCAGCGACAACGCAGCAAAGAUUCUGCCGAUAAUGUUCCCUGCUCUGUACCGCAACUCUAAGACCCACUGGAACAAGACCAUCCAUGGCCUCAUCUACAACGCUCUGAAGCUUUUCAUGGAGAUGAAUCAGAAGCUCUUUGAUGAUUGCACGCAGCAGUUCAGGGCUGAGAAAAACAAAGAGAAGGCAAAGUCAAAAGAACGUGAAGAGGCUUGGAUCAAGAUCGAGAACCUCGCCAAGUCGAAUCCACAGUUCUUUAUGUAUGUUGAUUCCUCUGACCUCAAUAGUCCUGUAGCAAUGGAGACGGAUGUCCCUUUGAUAGAAGAUGUUCAGAGGUUAAAAAAGACAGUUGAGGAGGGCGCGACUCAGUUGCAGCAUGACCAGCGGAAAGAGCGGCCUAUGGUGCGACGCAAAUCUGAGUUGCCUCAGGAUAUCUACACCACAAAAGCCUUGGAGUCCCACCGCAGAGCUGAAGACAUGUUGACAACCCACGAUGGACUCUAGGUCCCGCCAUCUGCCGGCUCUUUGUUCAACUGCCCCUUUUACCCUCGACAGCCAUGGACAUCCUCUUCGCCCAGGCGCCAGAGUUACACUGGUGACCCACAUCGGGCCCUCCAUCCCUCCUCCUACCAUCACUUUACCCAGAAUCCUCAGUUCUUCAUUCCUGCUGCCCCAGUGCAGAAGCCCUGCAUCCUCCUCCCCCUCAGAUUUCUGCUUUCUCAGGUUUUUUUCUUUAUUUGGAGAGGAGCGUGUUUGUGUGUCUUUAUGCCCUCGCCACUUUCAAUGUGUUCUCUGAUUAUCCCCCCCACCCCCCACCCCCCGUGCGCUCACUGUAAAUGUGGAACCUGGGAGUUCGGAUACGCUGGUUCCUUCAUUCCUUCUUGCAAACACAAUGGAUCGGACGUGGAAACGUAGGAACUGACUGACUCACUGUCUAAGGAUCGUCUCUUGGUCUCUGCUUGGUUUUCUUUUCUGUCAAAGGGAACAAAAACAGAAACCUGUUGGUCAGAUGAAAGACAAGACUUUCCUGUCAUCCAUUGAGUUUCCUUUCGUUUUCGGUUGCUCAAUCUUACGGAGACAUCUUGUCAGUGCCAAGACUGUUGUGUUCUUUAUGUUUGUUUCAUGUUUUUAUCUGUGACUUAAACAGGGACACCUGCCUUUGUUUCUGGUCACUGGUGUUUGAAAGAUUUCGUUUGUUUGUUUGUUUGUUUGUUUGUUUGUUUAGCACACCAGACCAAACUGAGGCUCGUCCUUAGCCUUGAAAUGUCCAGGAAAGGUGGCGAGGAAAGCGGAAGUUGUCCCGUGGACAUCUGGCGCUUUCCGGUUUAUUGUUUUGUGCCAUAUGCCGCUCUUUUAUAUGCUUGCUUCCUUAUGUUCAUGGGCAAUAUUUGAAAAUCAGACCAUAGUGAUGACUAGACAGUUUAAACAAUGGUACUUACUGAUAUUGGGUUAUUAGAUGAGGAUGAACCUGAGUGAAAGCUGUUUGUGUUUGCCACCUAAGUUGCAGUAGCAGUGUUCAGGGCUUGGCUGUAGCAAGGAGAGCCCUCUGUUGCAUAUAAUUGCUUGUCAGAAGAGAGCAUGGCUGUAGGGUGUUCAAGGUGAGUGGUGGGUUUUUAUAUAUAUAUAUAUAUAUAUAUAUAUAUAUAUACUGUAAAUGAAUAGGGAUCUUUGUAAAGAAAAUAUAAUUAUUAAAGAUGAGUUUUUGUUCAAUGGGGGAGGCACACGUCUGUACUGUCUCGACACCCACAAACUCCACUUGCCAAUGGUUUUUAGCUGCCGUUACAAAGUUAGGACCUUUUUUUGUUGGUACUUCAUGCUAUAAAGAUUUUAAUGUCCUCUAAUAAAACAUAUAAAUUAAUUUAUCAAAAUUCAGUCGCUAUUAAAGGUUUUAUUUAUAACAUUUUUUUGUAGACGGAUAAUUUAAUAAAAAUACUACAUCCAUAGAACUCUCAAGGAGGUGCGGAAUAAAGGUUAUGCUUUUCGUAAAAAAAAAAAAAGAAAAAUGAUUGAGUUAAUUAUUUGAAUAAUUUUGUCCAAAAUUAAUGUCUGGUGUAUCUCCGUGUGAGAUGUCUGACAUGUGGUUGCUGCUCCUAAUGAGGCAGGUGAGCCAAUAGUAUAACCGUGUCGGUAUCUUGGUGUCAUCGGAGAUCAAGUUGCCAUAUGUGGGCAAUGGGGCCAAUUACAUUACAUGAAUCUUGACACAGUAAAUUAAAUCUGUAGCUGAUGUGUAGCUACAUGUUACGAACUAAAUUCAUUACUCUACCAUUGUAGAGCGCUUGACUGAGUCUAUUUGUCCACUCGACCAUGAAAUCCGCAGGUUGUGCGCCAAACUGGCAACCAGGUAUGCUUUGACCGAAGGUCAUGUAAGGAAGAGUGCGACAUCUAGUGGCUAAUGUUAUCAAUAGCACCUUUAACACUUGACAAGAGCUACCAAAAAAUGAGGUGUGGCAUGUUUGUGUUGCUACCAUUCCUCUUUCAGUUGUCUGGUUGCGGGUUAUAUACUGUAUCCUUCUCUUUGAAGAAGCCGUUCAAGGUUAGAAAAUCUCCGGUCAGUACCAUUGUUUAAACUGAGGGGGGUCUGCUAGAUUUCUUCAUAUUUGACGUGUUGUAUUUCUUUGUCUUGUCUCUGGAGGUUAAGUAGCGUGGAUGUCAGGUUUUGGAUUUUUUUUUGUUCUGGCCAUUCAGGAUGCCCAAACGCUGAAACAGACUGGUAUCAAAUGGCCACAAAAAUGCCAGAUGCUGAAAAAAAAAAAACUGACAUUGUGACUUGGCUUGUUAACUGUAUUAUUAAUACUGUAUUUGCUUGAAUGCAAAAAGAUGUAAAUUAAAAACUACCAUGUUAAACAUGUACCUUUUACCCUGGAGGAAUGCCAUUCACCAAACUGAUUUCUGUUGUCGAGGUCAUUGCAUUUACGAAACAGUCCUGCUUGCUGGGAGAGAUGUUUUAUGGAUUUUAUGAGUUUGAGUCAAGAGAUGUUUGAGGUUUUAUUUUAGUGCUGAAAAACAAGUCGUCCGUGAUAACAAGAGAUGAUUUAAAAAUGAUUUGGUGGCUUGUUCUCUUUCUGCAGGAUCUUUGCAGAUCUUUUAAUUUUAACAUAUUAUUUCCAAAACAUGAUAACUUAAAGUGUCCUUUUGUAUGUGACCUGUACUAUAUGAUUCAUUUAAUAUUGUAUAUAUGAUUUACCUUGUUUCAUGUAGUGUUAUAUAUCUAGAUUAAUUUUGUACAAAUUGUCCCUCUGUACAGAAUAAAACAUCAAUAGCAAGUGAAAGAAGUCAAUCCGGCACAUACCGUCUUAUUUCUCCUGUUUCUGGAUGUACUUUCAGCGACACACAGAUUUAGAAAAUGUUAUUUUUAUGAUUGAAAUCUGCAAAGGUUCCUCCCUCCUCUAUAUAACUGACAAAUGUUCAUGCCCGUUGUGUGCUCCUAUCACUGUCUUUAGUGGUGUACAACUAUAUAGGAUGAAUAAAGAGACUAUUUGAAUAUA